Messenger RNA from Tarenaya hassleriana, 1285 nucleotides. RefSeq names its product ubiquitin receptor RAD23d. The record is from RefSeq and is a predicted model, not a curated record. Gene Ontology annotation, biological process: proteasome-mediated ubiquitin-dependent protein catabolic process; nucleotide-excision repair. NCBI's taxonomy places the organism in Eukaryota, Viridiplantae, Streptophyta, Magnoliopsida, Brassicales, Cleomaceae. The transcript is spliced from 12 exons. Gene Ontology annotation, molecular function: damaged DNA binding; proteasome binding; ubiquitin binding. Gene Ontology annotation, cellular component: nucleoplasm; cytosol. The coding region runs from base 41 to 1180 and encodes 379 amino acids.
GGUUUGGUUCUUCUUCUCUCUCUGUAUUUUUCCCUGAAAGAUGAAGAUUUCCGUGAAGACUCUCAAGGGUACGAGCUUCGAGAUCGAAGUGAAACCGGAGGAUAAGGUCACUGAUGUCAAGAAGACUAUAGAAACGGUUCAGGGUGCAAAUGUUUACCCUGCUGCUCAGCAGAUACUAAUUCACCAGGGAAAGGUUCUCAAUGAUGAUACUACGUUGGAAGAGAACAAAAUUGCAGAGAAAGGUUUUAUCGUGAUCAUGUUGUCAAAGAGCAAGGUUUCUUCAAGCGGGAGUUCAACUGCAUCUGCAUCUGCUCCACCUGCUAGUGCUAAUCAGCCUUCACAGACACCAGCUACGGCUCAGGUUUCUGCUCCAACUGUUACAGUUCCAGAGCCUUCAAGUGGAGCUGCAACUGCUGCUGCUCCUGUUUCCAGGACUCAGACAGAUGUUUAUGGUCAAGCAGCCUCAAACCUUGUUGCUGGAAAUAAAUUAGAGUCUACCGUUCAGCAGAUUCUUGAUAUGGGCGGAGGUAGUUGGGACCGUGAUACGGUUGUCCGAGCUCUGAGAGCUGCCUAUAACAAUCCUGAAAGAGCUGUUGAAUAUCUAUACAUGGGGAUUCCUGUUCAGGCUGAAAUUCCGGAAGCCGCUCAAGCUCCACCUAGUGGUGGACAGGCCACAAAUCCCCAACCACAGGCUCAACAACCAGUGCCAGCAGCUCUAACCGGCGGUCCAAAUGCGAAUCCAUUAAAUCUGUUUCCCCAGGGCUUGCCUACCACGGGCAUGGAUGAUGGUGCGGGUAAUCUUGAUUUCCUGCGUAACAGUCAACAGUUCCAAGCCUUGCGAGCUAUGGUACAAGCCAACCCGCAAAUUCUACAGCCCAUGCUUCAGGAGCUCGGUAAACAAAACCCACAACUUAUGCGGCUGAUUCAAGACCAUCAGGCUGACUUCUUGCGAUUGAUAAAUGAACAGGGGGAGGGAGAAGAGAAUCUUCUUGGUCAGUUGGCAUCGGCAAUGCCACAAGCUGUGACCGUCACACCCGAAGAGCGUGAAGCUAUUGAACGGCUUGAAGCGAUGGGAUUCAACCGUGACAUAGCGCUCGAGGUAUUCAUAGCGUGCAACAAAAACGAAGAACUCGCAGCCAACUAUCUUUUAGAUCAUAUCCACGAAUUUGAGGAUCAAUGAUGAUAUGAUAGAAGAAAACAGCCCCAUCAUGAACUGGAUGGAUAUAUAAAUGCGUUUUAUGUUUACAUUUUUACAUAGUUAUCACGGUUGGACUCCACAUUCUUU